Molecule: messenger RNA, 3780 nt
Organism: Lymnaea stagnalis (great pond snail)
Lineage: Eukaryota; Metazoa; Mollusca; Gastropoda; Lymnaeidae
Source: the annotation of a GenBank genome assembly
UGCACCAAAUCUAUAUGGCAUAGUUUCUUAUGCUUGUUGUUGCAAUUCAACUUCCAUAAUGACACACUCAAAACGAUGGUCUAAAGAUGAACUGGAUAGCAACUUUGAGGAAUUCCUUAAAAUUGUAAGAAGUGGGGAAAUAGAUACAUGUUUAGUUGUUGCUCUCUUUACUUUGCAAGUAUUAAAUGAAAAGAAGAUUAAGAUAAAAGUUUAGUAAUGGCACACAAAUGGUUACCACAUUCUUGCAGUUAAAUUUUAAACUGUCAAAAUCUGAAUUUUUAUGUUUUUUAUUUAAUCUUUUUGUGAGCCAUACUUUUUUUAACAUAACAAAUUUUAAUAAUAAAGUGUGAUUUCCAAGGUGAUAUUUUAUUUUUUCCUUACAUAGUCUGUUUCUAGUGGAGAUGAUACUGAAGAGAUAAAGAAGUUGUUGAAGGCCCCAGUAAAGAAACAUGAAAAUAAUGCACUGUGGUGGGCUAAUGAUUCAGAUGAUGACAGUGAUGAAAAGGGUAAAUACAUUUUGCAAGUCAUCCUUGAUACUGUAACAUUGCUUUGACAUUUCUGAGUUUGAUAAAUGAUGCGAAAGAUUUUUUAAUAGGGUUUCACCUUGAACAACGCUUUCUCAUUUGCUGCUAAUGUUUUCUUCAUAAUGAGAUUGUGUAAAAUUAGUUCAUUGAUAAUCUAGGAAAAAUACUACUACUUAAAUGUUCAAAAUUUAUACACCUGUAUUAAUUCUGGCUAUUUCAUAUCAGUAAAAAAAUACUUGCAACUUCUUUCAUGGAUCUUGGAAUAUUUCUAGCUUAAAAAAGAAAAUACAGACUGAAUAUACAUUAUUAUUAUUAUUAUUCAAUUUAAUGUAAAAAUUCAUUUCUCCUCAGGAAAAAGCAAAAGUUUUCUUAAGACCAAAAAGUCUUUAGAAUCACCUUCAAAAGCUAAAGCUGGAGUAAAAAAUAAUUACCUCAAAGCAAAGAGCAUUUCAUCGAAGGCAUCAAAUUCAUUAAAAGUUUCAUCAACUAAAAAACAGACCCAGAGGGAUCCUGUUAAAUCUAAAAAUUUGGUAAUAUUUUCUCUUUGCAUAAAAUUGACUUAUGAUGAGAAAUCUGAUUUAUAUUUAAAGCUUAUGAAAUGAAAAUAAUAACAAUAUUUAUGUUCAGUUAUGUUUUAUUUAGAUAAAUAAUAGCCUUACAUACUAAAUACCAUCAAACUUUUAAAAUUUAAAAACUAUAAUAAUUAUUAUUUAGUGUUUCAAAUACAAUCAACACUAUAUAAUUUAGUUAAGUUUAUAAAAAUGUCAAUAUUAAUUGUUUAUUUUAUUACCGAAAAUAGACCAGUUCGUCCAAAACAAGAAAGUCUAAAAAUGAAGUAUCAAUGAGUAAAGACAGUCUAGAAGACAGUAAGUGUUUUUAUUACUGGCUCAAUGAUUUUUUUCAUUUUAUUGAAAUUAAAACUUUGCAUGCAAAAAAAAAAUUUAAAUUACCUUCAAAUUUAAUUGUAAUGAUAUGGCUGGUCAUUUUAUUUUUAUGCACCUAGUAUUUUAAGACUUAAAGCACAAAAAGUUACAAAUUUAAAAUUUAUUUUUUUACUCAUUCAACUUUACACCAUUACCAACAAAACUGCUUAAGAGUGCAAUUUAAAAAAAAAAAAUUCUAGCUUUAAAAUACGUUUUUAAAAAUUAAAAUUCAUCUGAUUUAUUAGUUUCAGAAAGAUCUGAAGAACAUGACUAUUUAGCUAAAGCUAGAGCCAAGUAAGUUCUUAAAAACAUUUUAAAUAAGUGAUAAGUGAGCUGUCAAGUAACUUACUUUUAGAGAACAUGUUCCUCACAUUAAAUUACCACUUACAGCAGCUGGUCACCAACCUGUGCACUUUAUUUCAGCAUCUGGGCAGUAUUGUAAAGGGGAAAGAAAAUUUAAGGUUUAUGCUAAGAAUUAAAAAAUCCUUUUUUUUUUAAAAAAUGGAUUCAAUGAAUAUCUGUACCACCAAUUCUAAAUAGCUGCAUGCCAUUUCAGUGUUUAAUACAUUCCAUAUCAUUGGAUUAUGAAAUUUUCAUUUGUAUUUCUUUUUAAAAUUACUCUCAUCAUUGAACUGGUCCCUAACUAAUCCAAAGAGGAAGGUAUAUCUGUAUGCUCCAAUGAUGAACUCAAAUGAUAGACACAUUAAUUAGUAAGCUAAUAAUAUUCUCUAGUACAUCAUCGGCUCCCAAACUUUUAAGGACUGGUGUAAAAUUUUGGAAAUUGCACCACGGACCGUUGGUAGAAUUAUUAGUUAUAUUUUCUUUAUAUAUAUUCGACGAUAAAUAUUAAGGUACGCUGACCAGCAAUGUAAGGCUUCUGGUCCCGUGCCAGUCCAGGGACCACCAUUUGGGGAAUGCUGCAAAUCAAUCUUUUCUUUUUUUUUUUCCUAACAGACCUCAACUGAAGAUUCCAAUAAACGACUCAAGCAUUGAAACAACAGGGGCAGGUAAACAUUAACCUAACAUAAAACAAAAAAAAAUUUCAAUCAAUUAUGUUAAUAAAAUAAAAUAAUUAAAAUAAGUGAUAUAAGAGUUUUUUCAUAUCUUGUGAUAAUGCAUAUAUAGUUAACUGCCCUUGGUAUUUACAAUGAUUGCUUUAAUUUUUAUUCUAGGAAGUAAUGAUUUUGAAGGUGCUCCAUCUAACAUGAGCCAUGGUAACCCAGGGUGUGAUACUCUUGAUGAACUGGCAGAUAAGCAGCAUUUUUUCCAAGUAAGAAACUAAUUCAUUUAAAUUAACUAGUUACACAAGGGUUUGACCACAUUAACUAGCUACAUGAGGGUUUGACUAAAUUAACUAGUUACAUAAGUUUUUGACUAAAUUAACUAGUUACAUAAGGGUCUGACUAAAUUAACUAGUUAGAUGAGGGUUUGACUAUAAGACUUAACUACAUUUAAACACUUUUACUUGAAUUAAAUGACGCAAAGAUGUCAGUACCGUAAAUGAGAAUAAUUGCCUACUUUACGAAAUUACCUUGCUUUUGAAUUCAUAAAGUAAUUCAAGUUACAAUGUCGAAAUAAUUUUGGCUCUUUUUCUAAUAGACAUUUAAAAAAAAAAAAAAAUAGCAUUUCUUACUGAACUAAAAAUUGUUGUAUAAAUUUUGUCCCCAAAUUUAGAAUCUUGAAAAGGAAGUUGAUGGCACUGUAGACUACAGUCGAUUGAAUCAGGAACUCAGUCAGACAGGGGGAACAUCCCUGAUGUCACCAGCUGUGAGACUGGGGCAAAGUCAAGCAGAUGCGUCAGGGAUGUCUAUAGAUCCAACCACGCCAGCAAGAGCCAACAAUUUGGAAAGCUUGGUAAUUAUAAAAUAAUACGAGAUUUGGAGUUUGAUUAGAUGGAAGAGCUUUUAAUUUUGUUUUUGGACAUAAUUCUGAUGUAAAUAUUGUUUAAAAGAUCAUUAAUAAAUUUAACAAAACCACUUUUUUGUAAGAAAAAGUAUAUCAUUCUAUCUGUAAAAAUUUUGGCAUUAAUUCUCAACUUUAUUUUUGCAGGACUCAUCACAACAAAAGCCCAGCAUGUUAUCACGAGGUAAAUAGCGCUCACGUUCUACAUAAUUUUCUAUUUCUAAUUGCAUGUGUUUUUGUGUAGAUAGAGAGGAAGUCAUUAACCCAUUGUAUUUAUUUCUCCAGUUGCCCUAAUGGAUUCCUUGGAGUCAACUUUUAACACCACCACAUCACCACAGAUAGCAAACUCAAGGGAUACCACCCAUGAUAACUUAGGUUUAACACUGCCAGACACAUUAAAAAAUCCAGGGUUCUCAGGUACUUGCUUCUGA